Messenger RNA from Cladophialophora yegresii CBS 114405, 1782 nucleotides. RefSeq lists its product as uncharacterized. The coding region runs from base 1 to 1782 and encodes 593 amino acids. The transcript has a single exon. Gene Ontology annotation, cellular component: small-subunit processome. The record is from RefSeq and is a predicted model, not a curated record. Gene Ontology annotation, molecular function: protein binding; snoRNA binding. NCBI's taxonomy places the organism in Eukaryota, Fungi, Ascomycota, Eurotiomycetes, Chaetothyriales, Herpotrichiellaceae.
AUGUCCUCCUUCUUCACCGUCCCAGCGUCUCAGCGAAAGCGAAAGAGGGACAAUAAUGCUCCGGGCAAGGCAAGGAAGAGACGAGAGACGGACAGAAGUGACGCGCGAGAGGAAGCCGACGGUCAAGCCCGACGAAGAGGACGGCAAGCACGAGACCAAGAUGACGAGUCAAUCUCCGGCAGCGAAUCCGACGAUCAAGCUCAACCUGAGAACGACAUCGAAGAAUCAGAAGCUACCUCUGAAGAAGGCGAGACUGGUGCGGAGAGAAGAGUCCGACUCGCACAACGAUACCUGGACAACAUCAAACAAGAGAUAGACGAUACCGGUUUCGAUGCGGAAGACCUUGACCGAGACUUGAUUGCACAGAGACUAAAAGAGGAUGUGGACGAAGCGAAGGGUCGACAAUACCGCCUCAUUGCCGAGAAUCUAGACUUCACGAAUGCGAGCCAUGCGCCGUUCAUGAUGAACACAGGGGCGUCGACUGGGGUCGCUGUAUGUCAGCCAUAUGCGUACACCGUGAGCAAGGACAGGACUUUGAUCAAGUGGCAGCUUCAACCGCCUGACAGAGGUCGAAGAACCCGGCCCAAGCAGCUUGCGUAUGUCCGAGGUAUCAAAAUCAAGGCAUCAGCGCAGCAGCAACAUGGUCAUGCGGGCCCUAUACUCGCUGUAGCAGCAUCGCCGGAUGGCAAGUUCGUGGCUACCGGCGGUGCAGACAGGAAACUGAUCAUUUGGUCAGCGGAUGAGCUGCGGCCAUUGAAGACAUUUACGACUCAUAGAGAUGGAGUGACUGGACUUGCAUUUGCACCGAAUUCGUCGAAUCAGACUGGUUUCGGGCAGCAACUUUUCAGCGCAAGCAUGGAUCGAUCUUUAAAAACCUACAGCCUAUCCGGUGAGGACAGCCUUGCGUACGUGGAAACACUAUUUGGCCACCAAGAUCACAUUGUGGAUGUCUCAGCAGUAUCGGUCGACCAGUGCGUCACUGUAGGUGCCAGAGAUAGAAAAGCCAUGUGGUGGAAAGUUGUGGACGAAUCGCUCACAAGGUUCUUGGGUGAUAGCUCGGCUAAGGACGAGUAUCAGACGGGGAGUCUGGAUUGUGUUGCUGCGCUGCCGCCACAGAAUUUCGUGACCGGGUCCGAUUCGGGUGCUAUCAGUCUAUGGAGCAUCCACAAGAAGAAGGCCCUGUUCACAAUUCAUACAGCACAUGGUGUGGAAAAGCCACUUCCGCUCGAAGAGGUCACUUCCGAGGCAGAUCCGAAGAUUAUCGAAGAUCUGAAAAAAGACGAUCGACGGAGACCCAUACCACGAGCUAUCACCGCCCUGGCUGCCCUGCCCGGCACGGAUGUUGUCCUAAGUGGCAGCUGUGAUGGCUGGAUUCGGGUAUGGAAACUGAGCGAUGACAAGAGAUCGUUGAUCGCACUUGGCACCGUUGGCAAAGGCGAACCUGAAGGCAAUCAAAUGAAUGGGCACAUCAACGGGGACAUAAAACAACCCAACGGCGAUGUAAAUGGCGACUCUGCAUCACCGAGAGGCUCUAGGACGCCCUGCGCUUUAGCAGAAAGAUUAUUAGGUCCAGUCCGCGGCUAUGUCAACUCUUUGGCUGUGUUCGAGCGAAGAAAACAGAUCACAAAUGAGUUUGGCGGCAAAAAGGAAGGAGAAUGUCAAGGCCUGUGUAUCGUGGCAGGAACGGGCAAAGAGAUGAGGCUGGGCAGGUGGGAGAAGAUACCCCGUGGCAAGAACGGUGCGAUGGUGUUUGAAGUGCCUCUGAAGACUCAGUCAGCAUAG